GGAGAGGAGGCAGGUGUGUAUGCCAAUUGACAGGUCCGUCCGCAAGCUCCAGCCGUUCACGACGCCAGAAGCACGAGAGGAGAAACGAAGCCCCGAAAGUUAUUUCUCCCUGAACACGAGACUGAAGCUGAUGUCUGCCCGCGAGGACACGGUACCCGGCACGGCAGAAUGGCUGCUCCCGACCUAUUGGACCCCCGGAGUGCGGUGCACAGCUCUAAGCCCCGCCUCUCCUUCUCGGCCAAUCCCAUCGUGCUGAACCCCCAGGACCUUCGACAGGAAGAGGAAGUGGAGAUGCGCGUGGGAGUGAUGCGCUGGAAAACGGUGGCCGCCAUCCUGUGCCUCGUACUGCUCUACCUAAUCAUGGGGGCAGCCGUCUUCCAGGUCCUGGAGCAGCCUCAUGAGACGAGUGAGAAGCUGAACAUCCUGUUGGCCAAACUGGACUUCCUGUCCACGCACCCCUGCGUCAACCAAUCACAGCUCGAGGACCUUGUCAGGCAAGUGGUUCAGGCUAUCCGGGCGGGUGUCAAUCCCUCCGAUAACUCCUCCAAUCAGACGAGCCUCUGGGACUUAAGCUCUGCCUUCUUCUUCGCUGGCACUGUCAUCACCACCAUCGGUUUCGGCAACACCUCUCCCCAUACUGAGGGUGGGCGGAUCUUCUGUAUCAUCUACGCACUAUUGGGCAUCCCACUAUUCGGAUUCCUAUUGGCUGGUGUCGGGGACCAAUUGGGAACCAUCUUUGGCAAGGGCAUUGCGCGCGUGGAGAAGAUAGUGAAGUGGAAGGUUAGCCAGACUAAGAUCCGGGUGUUCUCCACGGUGCUCUUCAUCCUGUUCGGCUGUCUGCUGUUCGUAUCGCUGCCGGCAGCCAUCUUCCAGCACAUCGAGGGAUGGGGAACGCUGGACGCCAUCUACUUUGUAGUCGUCACGCUUACUACCAUCGGAUUUGGAGACUUCGUCGCAGGUGGCUCUGAGUCUGAGAUUGAGUACCAGGAGUACUAUAAGCCUCUGGUGUGGUUCUGGAUCCUGGUGGGAUUGGCUUACUUCGCUGCUAUACUCAGUAUGAUUGGAGACUGGUUUAGAGUCAUCUCCAAGAAGACCAAGGAGGAGGUGGGUGAGUUCCGGGCGCAUGCGGCAGAGUGGACGGCUAACGUGUCGGCUGAGUUCAACGCCACGCGGCGCCGCCUGAGCGUGGACAUCUACCAGAGCUUCCAGAGAGCCGCCUCCAUCAAGCGCCGGGUGUCCGCCGAGCUGCCCCCCUCCCCCGGCGAACUCAGCCCCCCCUCGCUAGACACCAGCCUGAGCCCCGUCAGCCCCGGGAAGAGGACCCUGUCGGCCUCGCUGGGGGGGUACGAGGUGGGCGGGGGUGGGGGUCAUCAUUAUCAUCAUCAUCAUCACCCCGCCCCCGGGGGCCUGGCGCGUAAUGGGAGCCUCUUCCUCAACUUGAACGGCCUCAGUCCUGACUACGCGCGCUCCCCGAUGCGUCACCUGUCCCCCCGCACCCAACACCCCGACUACACCCCUCUGAGACACUCCUCCUACACCCCCGCGGCCCCCCGCACCCCAGAGUAUCGGGUGCGUGCCAGCACCCCACCGCCUACAACACCCACAAUGCAACGCUCUACCCAGAAUACGCCACCGCCAUCCACCCAGGAUUCCACACAGAACACUCCGCCGUCCACAAUGCAACACUCUCCCGAGAACACACCCCCACCCAACAGAAGUAGCCCUGAAGAGUCACCAUGCAAAGACAUCGCCAUCAUAGAAGAGCUGACAUAG
This is a messenger RNA of Engraulis encrasicolus (European anchovy), 1773 nucleotides long. Its product is annotated as potassium channel subfamily K member 2-like. NCBI's taxonomy places the organism in Eukaryota, Metazoa, Chordata, Actinopteri, Clupeiformes, Engraulidae. Gene Ontology annotation, cellular component: plasma membrane. The transcript is spliced from 8 exons. Gene Ontology annotation, biological process: potassium ion transmembrane transport; stabilization of membrane potential. Bases 169 to 1773 code for a protein of 534 amino acids. The record is from RefSeq and is a predicted model, not a curated record. Gene Ontology annotation, molecular function: outward rectifier potassium channel activity; potassium ion leak channel activity.